AUAUAAAUUCAUUACAAAUUCACAUCUAAAACAAAAAACACAGUUUGCAGUUUUUCUCCCUAACUUAUAAUGGCUCUCCAGACUGCUUCCUUUGUUCCUGCAUCUUUCUCUAUUACUAAAGAGGGAAAGUCCAGUGCAUCUCUCAGGAGCACCACCCUGUUUGGUCUUUCAUUAUCAGACACUCUCAAAACUGACAUAAGCUCUUCAGCAUUGACAUGCAAGAGGGAAUUCCAGCGAAGAGUUGGUGCUGUGAGGGCUGAGACAGCAGCCACAGCAGCACCAGGAGUCAUGAGAGCUUCCCCAGAACGCAAGAAAACUUUGAGGAAGGGCAAUGUUGUGAUCACUGGUGCUUCCUCUGGAUUAGGCCUUGCCGCCGCUAAAGCAUUGGCCGAGACAGGGAAAUGGCACGUAACAAUGGCCUGCAGAGACUUCCUCAAAGCUGAAAGAGCUGCAAAAUCCGCAGGCAUUUCUAAGGAAAACUACACCAUCAUGCAUUUAGACCUUGCCUCUCUUGAAAGUGUGCGUCAAUUUGUUGAUAACUUCAGAAGAUCAGGAAAGCCACUAGAUGUACUGGUUUGCAAUGCUGCAGUUUACUUGCCAGCUGCUAAGGAACCCACUUACACUGCUGAGGGUUUUGAACUCAGUGUUGGGACAAAUCAUCUGGGCCAUUUUCUGCUUUCAAGAUUGUUGCUUGAGGACUUGAACAAAUCUGAUUACCCCUCCAAAAGGGUCAUCAUUGUUGGCUCAAUCACAGGAAACACCAACACAUUGGCUGGUAAUGUGCCCCCCAAGGCUAACCUUGGUGACAUAAGGGGACUGGCUGGAGGAUUGAAUGGGCUAAACACUUCAAGCAUGAUAGAUGGUGGAGACUUUGAUGGUGCCAAGGCCUACAAGGACAGCAAAGUCUGCAACAUGCUCACCAUGCAAGAAUUCCACAGGAGGUACCAUGAAGAAACUGGAAUCACAUUUGCUUCGCUUUACCCGGGAUGCAUCGCCACAACAGGCUUGUUCAGAGAGCACAUCCCCUUGUUCAGGCUCCUGUUCCCUCCAUUCCAGAAGUACAUAACCAAAGGCUUUGUCUCAGAAGAUGAAUCAGGAAAGCGACUUGCACAGGUUGUAGGUGAUCCAAGCCUGACAAAAUCAGGUGUUUACUGGAGCUGGAACAAGGAUUCUGCUUCAUUUGAAAAUCAGUUGUCCCAGGAGGCCAGUGAUGCAGAUAAGGCUCGCAAGGUCUGGGAGAUUAGUGAGAAACUUGUAGGUUUGGCUUAAGUGGAAGCUUCCAACAUUUGUGUUGAUUUAGAGAUAUUUGCCAUGGAAUUCAAUAACAACUGAAAAGAGUUUCAGACCCUUUUCAUAUCAGUUCCUUAGAUGCUUUGCUAGCUGCUAACUUUUUCUGCCUUGAUGACUACUAUAGUCAAUGAAUCCUUCAACGUUGGAGCAAUUCGCACAUGAACUUUAUAAGAAACAACUGUGUACUGCGACUAGAAUCAAUGUCAUUGCCUAUCUUGGGUCAA
Molecule: messenger RNA, 1514 nt
Organism: Lotus japonicus
Lineage: Eukaryota; Viridiplantae; Streptophyta; Magnoliopsida; Fabales; Fabaceae
Product: protochlorophyllide reductase, chloroplastic-like
Exons: 5
Coding region: 70-1269 (399 amino acids)
Molecular function (GO): protochlorophyllide reductase activity
Source: RefSeq, a predicted model, not a curated record